AGCCCGAGCGGAGAGGUGCUCGUUCGCUGCCCGCUCGCCAGGCAGCUCGGCUCCUCGGCGCUCUCAGCUCGCGCUCGCCUCGCCGUGCCAGAUGAGCCGCAGCCGUACGGGAGAUUGGUGUUUGACAAGUAGCCUAAUGUUGCCAUGCUCGACGUCGCGAACGGUAUCGGUCCUGGUUGUCUGACAAGUGUGUGAUAGACGCUAAUGAAUAUGUACGCGAAGGGGAAGGGCUCUACAGUGCCCUCGGAUGCCCAAGCACGCGAAAAGUUAGCGUUAUACGUCUACGAGUACUUAUUACACGUAGGAGCUCAAAAGGCUGCACAGACCUUCUUAUCAGAGUGUCUUUUGGGAUUUGUACUGCGCGGCACCUGAGAGGAGAGAUACGUGCGAACACUCUAGUGAAGCAAAGGCGUUCCACGAUUAUGGUUUUGUUAAUUCUGGUUAUGGAGUAAAUGGCAUCGCACAUAAUGCUGGUCCAGCUCCAAGUCCACUCGGUCAAAUGCCACCUAACGACGGGAUGCCAGGAGGACCUAUGCCUCCAGGGUUCUUUCCGAACUCGGCAAUGAGGCCGUCUCCCCCCACACAUCCGUCUUCUCAGCCCUCACCUCAACACCCUCAGCCCCCUCCACCUCACAGCCAGAUGAUGUCAAGUCAGCCUUUUAUGGGCCCUCGGUAUCCAGGCCCCAGAGGACCAGGUGGAGUUCGAAUGCCUAAUAUGGGUAGCGAUUUUAAUGGGCAGCCUCCUGGUCAACCAAUGAUGCCUAACAGUAUGGACCCUACACGGCAAGGUGAGGGCGGAGAAUAUGUAGGUUGGCAAGGACCCCCUGGAAUGAACCCUAUGAACCCCCGUAUGAACCCUCCUAGGGGACCAGCCAUGGGUCCCAUGGGUCCCGGCUCGUACGGUCCUGGUAUGAGAGGACCCCCUCCAAACAGUAGCCUAGGACCUGGUGGCCCGGGUGGGCCGGGUGGGCCUGGCGGCCCAGGUGGACCAGGUAUGCCACCAGGAAUGGCCAUGGGAGGAGCCGGAAGACCUCAAUGGCAGCCUAAUACGUCUACACCUAUGAGCUACUCAUCAUCAUCUCCUGGAAACUAUGGGGGCCCUCCUGGUUCAUCAGGGCCUCCUGGUCCAGGAACACCUAUCAUGCCUAGCCCACAGGGUUCUGUGGGACCUUAUUCCCCUGCUAGUCAUCGAAUGCCCACCCCCAGUCCCGUCGCAAGACAAGACUCAUCAAAUUCAGGAGGAGAAAAUAUGUACACAAUGAUGAAACCUGUUCCUGGUGGAAAUAUGCCUGGAGACUUCCCUAUGGGUGGAGGUUCUGAAGGUGGGCCCAUGGGGCCCAUGGGACCCGUGAUGAACGGUGACGGGCUGGAUGGUAUGAAGAACUCGCCAGCCAACGGCGGGCCGGGCACUCCGAGGGAAGACAGCGGCAGUGGAAUGGGUGACUACAAUCUUGGGGGCUUCGGAGGCCCGGGCGAAAAUGAUCAAAAUGAAUCAGCAGCCAUUCUGAAAAUUAAGGAAAGUAUGCAGGAAGAAGCCAAGAGGUUUGAGAAAGACUCGGACUAUCCAGACCAUUUCAUGCAAUAACACCCAGUUCCACUUCUAUGAGGAUUGAUCAGGCAGCGGCCGAUGCCUCAUCCCUUUACCUCUGCCUCGCUCCUCCAUUACCACCCGCCUGUGAAAAUCAGAUUGCAGUGUCUUAUGUCUCCAAUUCCUUUCAAAAUCAACUUCAAAGGGUGGUUGCCAAAAUGUGUGGAUUCUAUUGUUUCCUUCUUCCUUAGUGACUAGUCACCAAAAUCAUUUUAUCCAUGUUACGAGUGGGAGCAGCCUGAGGAAUAAUUAUCAGUUCGAUACUUAAACCCUGUUUCUAUUUUAAAAUCGAUCAUUCCAUUUUAGGAGUGGUUCAAUCUUAUCUCUCUAUAGCUGCAGUUUUUGUGCAUAUAUUGUAUUUAUGUUCCUAUAUUCAUCAGACUUGCAAUCUGAUUCUUAAUUGUAUUUUUGGAAGUGUGAUAGAGAUGAGGAAAUAGAAUGUAAACAGAGAAUGUGCCUGAAUGUGUGCGCGCAAGUUUUUGCACGUGUCUGUGAGUCGCCAGUUGUUGUUUUUUUUUUCUUUUUUUUUUCUUGUAAAUGAAAGCAGCCAUUGUGAUUUUCUGGCUUGUGAGAAUGUGUGAGUGAAUGAGUUAAUUUAUCAAUAUUUGAGCUCCUCCAUCUCCCUGGUUUGCUACAUCACAAAUUAUGCCCACCAAGAAUCACCUUAUUUGUCAGUUUUUUCUCACUACAGAUAUUUAAAUUUUAUAACCAGAAUUUUGUGUUGUUAUUUAUAAAUUAUUAUCAUUUACUUUACUCUUAAAUUGUUUUUAUGUUUCAGUUUUUAAAAGAUUGUACUAGAAACGAGUCAGUUUAUUGAUAUUUACUGCAUGACUUGCUCUGUGGAAAGCUGUAGUUAAUUUAUGUUAUGUUAUUUUAUAAUUCGUAAAUAAUUAUUUUGCCUGUAGCAAUGAAAGCUACAUGUUCAUGUCACUGCCCUUUUUUUUCCACUUUCUCUCUUCCUGUGCAAGUGAACCUCUUGAGUACAAAUCUAUCAUUGGUGUAUCACCUUUUAUGUUGCCAAAGGUAAAGCUCAUAGGCUUAAACAGCAUCAGUUAUCUUAAGGCUGGUCCUAUUUUGAGCAUGAUCUCUCUGCAACAUAUCUAUAAUUUAAUGAUUGGGUAUUUGUGCUGGAAAUCGCAAAUGCUGUGCCUCUUUAAGGACCAAAUGAUUGUCCUCCCAAAUCUUAUUAUUGUAAUUACAUGUCUAUUACUAGCAAAGUAGAAUUUCGUUUGUAUAAAAGCAAUAUGGUUUAUAAAAUGUUGCUUUUCUUUCUUUAUUUUUGCCAUUGGCCCACACAAUUAGAAAUGUAAAGUUGGGCAGCUGAAAUCAUUUUUUAGAUUCACAGAGGUUCUCUUGUGUGUGAUGGACUGCUUUUAGAGAUUGAAUGGUGAAUGCUUGUGAGCGUGAAUGUGUGUGUGUGUGCGAGUGUGUGCGUAAGUGAGUGCAUGGAUACAUAUUUGUGUGGUGCAGCUGGAUGUAUGUGUAUGAGUGAGCUCUGCGAUAAUGCCUAGUAAUGAAAUUUGUCUACCAUCCAAUCAGAUUGGUCCCAAAUUAUUAUUUGGCCAAGUCUGGUUUGGAAAGGUGUACAUACCAUGUGGAAAGUCUGAGUUACCAUUUACACAAAAUUUGGUAUAUUAAGGCAAUAUGGGGUGCAUUCACUUUUGCGGAUACUGUUCUUAUUUAUGACAAUGUAUUUGGAUAACUAUUGGACAUCUCUUUUCAGUGAUGCUGCCAACACUACUACCAAAAAUACUUCACCUCUGUUUUUUUUUUCUCUCUAUUACAGCCAUUGCUAAGAUGCUGGCUAGUUUGUUGACACUCUUGCGUUAGAAGGCAGUGCAAUCAAUUGACCAAUCAAUGCCCAAGUCGUAGAACUAAAAUCCAUAAGUACCAGUUAGUUGUUGUUUGGCAUCACAGUAAGACAAUGUCUUUCUUCCUACUUUUCCAUGCACCUCUUCCACUGUAUAUACCUUAUGUUGACAGACCACAUUAAACACUAGAACAUCACAGUAAGCAUUCUAACUCAAUUGAAUGCAUAACUGAAAGUUUACUAUGAGAUGUAAAUAUUUUGAUAGUUCAAAAAUUACUUGUUCACUUGUUGAUUACCGAAACUAUUACCUACAUGUGUACAAAGCAAUAGUGAAGAUUGGAAUCAUUAUUUAAUUUAUAAAAGCGUUAUGAGCCCUACUUCCUAAAGGCUUGCAGACAGGCAGACUCUUGAUAAAUACUUAAGCUAUAAGCAGUUGAACAGCUCUUUCAGUACUGUUCGAGCUAUUGUUGUUCAUACUCAAAAUGCUUAGCAGAGCUAUUCCUUGCUAUUCCGGUGUCACAAAAGAAGAUGGUGUUUUUUUUUUGUCUGAAGUAUUUUGAUAUUGGAAAUCUGGUGGUUCUAAUGGAUUUUAUCUUUAAAAAUUUUGGGCCUUAGACCUGGUCACAUGUGAUAGCUAAUAAAUUUUUCAUGCACAUGCAUGUUUAAUGACACUUGUCAGGACUAAUUACUGACAUGUUACUCACAAACAUACUGAGAAUUUCUGUUAAAUGUGGCAUUCUUUGUUAUGAAUACACUUUCAAGAUAGAAGUCUUUUCAUGUAUGUGAGCUUUAGGUUUUGUUUAAUUUAAAAAAAUUAAUACAUGUAUUUUCGUCUUAGAGAUGAGAGAUGGCUUUCGAGAGAAUCUCCUAGCAGAUCUUGCAAUGAUUGGUCGAACUUACAUGGGAAUUCUUGCUGCAUAUGACACAAAACUCUAAUUCUAAAAUUAUGUCAUCUAUGACCCCAUCCACCAUAAGCAAAUUCCAGUUUACAGAAGACAUUAUGCUUAGAAGUCUUUCGCUCAUUGCUUUUAGAAUGCAAUAAGCAGUUGAGGCUUCUGUAGUUCAUGGACUAAUUUUUUCUUUUUUUUUAAAUGGUCAUUCCUUAUUUACAGUAUCCCCCUUUAUCUAUUUUAAUUUCUGAUGUCAAGAGCUUCAGGUGGUUGGUAGUAAUGUAGACAUCAUUCACUAAGUCAAUUUUUAUAUGGUAUAGGGGUUUCUUUCUGCGAGUAACUGUUCAGUAAGGAUUGGACAUUUUAUUUAUUCUUCAUACAAUGAAUGUGGUGAUGUACCAUUGGGAGAACAUUUUAUGGCUGCAACUGUAAAAUGCAUAUUUUGUUUGGUCGCCAAAGCUACUUUGAUUGAAUUUGCAUUUGAUGGUUGGAAACAAUAUGAUACACUUCAAAGUUUUUCCCAAUCGAAUGAAUGAAUGGGUUUAAUUUUGCCCAGUAUUAUAUUUCAAUAUUAAUACCCCUUUGUAAGGGAACUACCCGCUAAAGCAGCUCGAGUGGUCCAAUUCCUUCAUAAUUGAAUUUAAAUUUGCCAAAUGCUUUGGAAGAAAACAUUUUUUUCUUUUUGACAAGCCUCAGCACCUUUACAGUAUUAUUGAGAAAUAUCAGUGAUAUGACAUGUAUCAUUCAUCGCUUAGGAAUUGUAUCCUUAAAAAAUGUUCCUUUUCUGCAUCAACUAUGUAAACAGUACUUUUUCAAACCCUGAUAAAGGGAACAACUAUAAAAAUUCUUUAUUGAUUGAAAUUAUUUUUCAUUUCAAGUAAACACACUUAUUUGAAGGAGUACUAUCUAUGUAGUUUAUGAAGGCCAACCCUGCGGUUAUUUAAGCAAAACAAUGAUGUGGCCAAAGAAUAUGCUGUAGUUGUAUCAAUUUUCCUCUGUAAAAUGUUAUUCCAUAAACUUUUUUAUGAAGUUCAAGGAAUGAUGGCAAGGUUCCCAUUGGCUAUUUGUGUUAUUAAUUUUCUUUACCAAUCUAGUUCUGAAGACAUGAGUGGAUUAAGCUAUAUCUCUUUUUUAUUAUUUUGUUUUUGUUAAAUGGAUUUUGCAUAGAAAUUUGUGCCGCAAUUUGAGACGUUCCAUUGAAAUAAAUUAUUAAAACUAUUUCAGCAUCUCUUGCCAGAAAUGUUGGUGAAGUUGACUUAUAGAUAUGGUAGGAUACAAUGUAUAAAGUAGACUCAUGGAGAAUAUUCUAUUAUAAUGAUUAUUAUUGAUUAUUAUGAUCAUUAUUAUUAUUAUUAUCAUUGUGAUUAUGUGUGGCAUUUUUAAAUAAAUGAAAGAAUGGUGUA
This is a messenger RNA of Frankliniella occidentalis (western flower thrips), 5691 nucleotides long. RefSeq names its product single-stranded DNA-binding protein 3 (gene Ssdp). Gene Ontology annotation, biological process: positive regulation of transcription by RNA polymerase II. Gene Ontology annotation, cellular component: nucleus. The record is from RefSeq and is a predicted model, not a curated record. Gene Ontology annotation, molecular function: single-stranded DNA binding; protein binding. NCBI's taxonomy places the organism in Eukaryota, Metazoa, Arthropoda, Insecta, Thysanoptera, Thripidae.